Grammomys surdaster is the source of this 9015-nucleotide messenger RNA. RefSeq names its product glutamine and serine rich 1 (gene Qser1). The coding region runs from base 201 to 5297 and encodes 1698 amino acids. NCBI's taxonomy places the organism in Eukaryota, Metazoa, Chordata, Mammalia, Rodentia, Muridae. The record is from RefSeq and is a predicted model, not a curated record. The transcript has 12 exons.
CCGCUGCCCCCGCCUGGGCCUACGAAGCCCGGGUCCCGGCCGCCGCCUCCAGUCCCAGCUGCAGCGGCAGCAGUCCCAGCCUCAAGGCCAGCUAUGAAGAUGGACAUCCCUCACAGUCUGAAUCAGAUAAUCUUCAAAGACAGACAUUCACAGCCUCUCAUCAGCUUCCUGGAUAUGCCACUACUCCUCAAGCAACUGGCAUGCAUUCCUCAGCAACAGCUGAGCUGUUUGUUACAGGACCCUUGCCAACCACUGGAACUCUUCCACCACCAACUCUGUCUGCUUAUCAGCAUCCAGCUGCCUUUAGCAAUAGAAACUUUGCGACCACCUCACCUUUGGUGCUUCAAGAUUCAUCUUUUAACACUACAUCAAAUGGAAUUUUAAACCCUCAUGACCCUUUGCUACAAAUUAAGACUUCCCAGGGAACUGUUCCAACUGCUUUGGCAUUUGAGCGCCUGGGCAGUUCUGCAUUAAGUAACAGCAUACCACCUCAGUCUUCAACGUAUCGCUCAGCUCAAGAGUCAGCACCCCAUCUUUUACAACCUCAAUUUAGUUUGUUGCCUUCAACACUUGGGGGAGUCCAGCAAACUCCUCAAGCCUAUAGUUCAGCUCUUUUUACCAAUUCUGCUGCUUCCAUUGAAAGAGCCCUUCUUCGAGAAUGUAGUGUUAUUAAACACCACCAGCGGCCUUCAGUUACCCAGUCUAUUCAGGCACAACUGACUGGUUCACAGCAUCCCUUACAUAGUUACCUGUCAAGUGCAAGUAUUGGUAAUUUUCAGGAAACAUCCAGGCAGUCGUCUUUAUCCUGUAGUUCAAUUCGAGAUUCUACUCAGGUGAGCAAUGGAGUAUUGCAGCAGAAGACCCCUCAGGUCUCAGCCGAACUUGCUCAGUCUUAUUCAUCUGUAAUUCCAUCGUCAGGGUAUCUUCCUUCUGCUACAAAAGUAGAUAGCUGUUCUACAAAACAACCACUAACAUCAGCUACAAUUCUGAAGCCUCAAAGUGUAAUUCCUCCUGUGCAAACACUAAACUAUUCUAAACCUUUACAUAACCAGAGUUCCGUAAUAUCAGGUCAAGCACAAAUUUAUUCUACAGCACAGCUACCAAGCCUUUUAUCAGUCAGUCAGUCCCAAAAUUAUGGUUUAGUACAGCCACAUAAUGUGCCAUCUAUUGUUCAUUCACAGGUUUAUAGGUCUAGCAGGGUUGAGAAAUUGCCAUCCUUAUACAAAACAUUGACUUUUUCUGGAUCAUCUCAGCCUGAAACCUCUGAAAAUCAGACACUUAGUUAUUCAUCCAAUCAGCAAGAAGUACUAUCUUUAGUUACAAAUGAGAAUUACCCUACUCAAACAAGAGACCUGUCAUCAGUCAGUGAGUCUCAAAAUUAUUCUUCUGGUCACUCUCAGGGUUUAUCACCAGUUAGCCAAACACAGGUCAGUUACUCAUCUCAGUCGCAAGUUUUAUCAGUUGUUAGUCCUUCAGAAAGCUAUGCAUCAGGAGAGUCUCUGACAUUAACAGCUCCUUCUCUUUCUUAUUCUUCUGCCUCUCGUGGUCAGAGCUUGCCAGUGUCUACCCCAACACCAAAUUAUACUUCUAUGCAUUCAUCCCCAAAUGCUCAGACCCAAGGAUCUUCUCCUCCUCAGCCCCAAAAGUUUUUGCCUGUUGUGCAGUCAUCUUUUGCAUCCUCUACUCGUGGUCAGACAUUACAAAGUAACAUACCUUCCCCUGAUCCAAAGUCUUAUGCUGAGAGAAAACUUGACUCAAAUGUGUAUACAUCUUCAAAGCAAGAUGAUUUUCCAAUGCAAAAAUUACAGGCAUUGCAGUCACAAGCAUCCCUUGAAUCAUCAAGCCAAAGGCUACCUGAUGGGGAAGUGAAUGCUCAAGAGUCAGUUUAUAAGACAUCAAAGGCAGAUGAUAGGUAUUCUCAGAGUGUAACCAGAAAGAACUCCCACCUUGAAGAUCAAGUUGUUGGAGUUGCUCUCCAGGGUUCAAAACAAGAAGAAAACAUGGUCGGUUCAAUGACACAACUUAACCAGCAAAGUGGCCAGCCUAAUAAUGGAGUAGCCCCUGAUCUUAAGAAGGCAACUAAUUUAAUGCAAACUCCACAGAUAAGGUUGAAUACUAAAGACCUCAACCAGCAGCACUCUCUCAUGCACAAGAUGCAUGAAGCUAAGGUUCAGCAGCAGCAUGAUCAAAUAAUUAGUGCCUCAUCUCAGAUACAGAUUCCAAAUCAUGCUUUAGGGCAUAGUCGUCAGGCUCUUCCUAAUGCACCAGUCCUUCUAGACUCUGCCUGUGACUUACAGAUUCUUCAGCAGGCUGGGAUUCUACAGGCAAGCCUGGGACAAGCAAAGGCAUCCUUGCAAGUACAGCGUGUUCAGAGUCCACAACAGAUAGUCCAUCCUUUCCUUCAGAUGGAUGGUCAUAUCAUCCAGAGCAACAGUGAACAUCCUCAACAGCAGCUUCAUCCUCAGAAUUCUGAUAUUAUGAAACUAGACCUGCCUGAACCUUCAAAACCAUUGCAACAGCUAACAACAAAGGGCCCCUUCAGUGAAACCAAUCCACAUGAUUCAAAGAAUCAGUUUGUUUCUCUUGGAUCAAUAUGCUUCCCAGAGGCAAUGCUUCUCAGCGAUGAAAGAAAUAUUUUGUCAAAUGUAGAUGACAUCUUAGCAGCCACAGCAGCAGCUUGUGGGGUUACACCUUCUGACUUUUCUAAGUCAGCUGCAAAUGAAACCAUGCAAGAUAUUGAAAAUACUGAUUCGAAGUCUCAUUAUCCGCAGUCAUUAGAUGUCAGGCAUGUAAAUUCAGAUUUUAACUCCAUAACUACAGUAGGAAAGCCACAGAGUAUUAAUGAUAUUUCCUUAAAUAGAAAUCAGGUUAGUGUAAAUCUUUCAUCAGUACCCACCCUUCAGUCAGAAACAGUCCUUGAUCAACCGAAUAUGGAAACACCUAGUCAAAAUAUACCAACUAAAGUACCUUCUGCCAUGGUUGGACUGGGUCAGGAAAUCCAGGAGCAAAGUUCUGACCCAUUCAAGAAACAGUUGACUAUAAACCAUGAGUCUAAAGAAGACAGGGAAAUUGCUGUUGACAGUGCAUUGAAUAAUCACAGAAAUCAAGAGUUUGGCUCUAAUAGUCGGAGCAUAAGUGGAGAGAGAGUGGUAUCAGAGAGUGACUUUACCCUAGUAGGUGAUGACAGUGGUAUGUUAGUGAACCAUAGAAGGAGUACACUUGCACUGCUGGCCAUGUCCCAGCCAGGGGAUGCAGCCCGUGGUAAGACUGAAGAUGAAAAGCAAGAUGUAACGUAUUUUAACCUUCCAAAGGAAAAAGCUAAAGGAAAAGAACAAGGUAAAGAGGAAGAAGAUAGUCAAAAACAGCUGAAAAAGUCUGCUCAAUGCAAGCGACAGAACCCUAGAGGGACAGAUGUGUAUUUACCAUACACUUCCCCUUCCUUAGAAAGCUGCGAUGAAGGUUUCCAGCAUCAAGAAAAGAUGAGGCAGAAAAUCAAAGAAGUGGAGGAAAAGCAGCCAGAGGUCAAAACAGGAUUUAUUGCUUCUUUUUUAGACUUCCUGAAGUGUGGACCCAAGCAGCAGUUUUCCACCCUUGCUGUUCGAAUACCUAAUAGAACCAGAAAAUCAGGAACUCAAGUCACCCGUACCUUCUGUCCCCCACCAUUUGCAAAGACAUCACCUGCAGCACAGGUAACAUCUGAGACUGGAGGAGUCAGUCUAUCAGAAAAAGUUGACAAUGAACUUAAAAAUUUAGAACAGUUAUCUUCGUUUUCUUCUGAUGAGGAAGAUCCUGCCACUUGUGGCCACGAUAUCUAUAAGAACACCUCUGCUCCCUUAACUGUGUUGGAUGCUACUUCUGAUAAAACAAAGAAAACAGUUUCAGAAGCUCUACCUGUGGCAACUCCUGGUGCAUCUGCUGAGACUGCUGGUGUUGCUUCCACUCCCUCCACUGUUGUUGGGACAGUUAAACAAGACCUUCAUUUGACUUCAUUAGCUGUCAACACCAUGGAAAAUGCCAACUCCACAGAACUCCCUACAGCCAUUGAACUUGAUAGUCUUCCUUCAGACCAGUUGGCAAAAGGACAAGACACAGUUGCAAUAGAAGGUUUUACAGAUGAGGAAAACAUUGAAAGUGGAGGUGAAGGUCAAUACAGGGAACGUGAUGAAUUUGUCGUAAAGAUAGAAGACAUAGAGACCUUUAAGGAGGCUUUGAAUACAGGAAAAGAGCCCCCAGCUAUUUGGAAAGUACAGAAAGCUUUGUUACAGAAAUUUGUUCCUGAAAUUCGAGAUGGGCAAAGAGAAUUUGCAGCUACAAAUAGCUACCUUGGGUAUUUUGGAGAUGCAAAAACCAAAUACAAAAGGAUAUAUGUGAAGUUCAUUGAAAAUGCAAACAAAAAGGAAUAUGUCAGAGUAUGUUCCAAAAAGCCAAGAAAUAAGCCUUCACAAACUAUCAGAAAUAUUCCAUCUAAGCCAAGUAAUAUCAGUAAAACUUCUGACCCACCAGUAUCAAAAACUACAACUACAAAAGCCCCUUCUACAAAACCUAAAGCUAAACAGCUCAAAAUAAAGGCUGAGCCACCACCAAAGAAAAGGAAGAAAUGGAAGGAAGAAUUUUCAUCAUCACAGUCUGAAUCAUCUCCUGAGGUCCGUUCUAGCAGUAGUGAGGAUGAGGGCUUUGAGACUCAAACUCCCUCCGUCUCCCGGUUUCUGAACACAAGAGCAAUGAAGGAAACGUUCAAGAGUUACAUGGAGUUGCUUGUUAGCAUUGCUCUGGAUCCUGACACCAUGCAAGCCCUAGAAAAGAGCAAUGAUGAGCUACUUUUACCACAUAUGAAAAAAAUAGAUGGGAUGCUGAAUGAUAACCGGAAAAGACUUCUUGUGAAUCUGCAUUUGGACCAGCCGUUCAAGAAUGCUUUGGAAAGUUUUCCUGAACUGACAAUUAUUACUCGAGACUCAAAAGCAAAGAGUGGAGGAUCUACUAUUUCGAAAAUCAAAAUGAAUGGCAAAGCUUAUAAUAAGAAAACUCUAAGGACUUCUAAAACAACCACUAAGUCUGCACAGGAGUUUGCUGUUGAUCCAGAGAAAAUACAGUUAUAUUCAUUGUAUCAUUCACUCCAUCACUAUAAAUACCAUGUUUAUCUGAUAUGUAAGAAUGAGAUAUCAUCUGUGCAGAAAAAAAAUGAAGAUUUAGGACAGGAAGAAAUUGUUCAACUUUGUAUGAAAAAUGUAAAGUGGGUGGAGGACCUAUUUGAAAAAUUUGGAGAACUUCUAAAUCAUGUACAACAGAAAUGCUCCUAACAUUUCUACAGAAUCCCACCUUUUUAUAGCACUAAUGAAGUGUGGAAGGCUAGUGUCACAAAUAAUCCAGUCCUCUGACACAGGCCUCUUGUAGCAUCCCCUGCCAUGGGAACUGUGACCAGACCUUUGCUGAAGACAGUGGUGCUACCGAGGAAGCCAGUCCUUUUUUUCCUAAUGAAUGGUUUCUCUAUUGUGUAAACUGUGGGGUGACUGAAACAUUUAGAAACAUCUUUUGUCAAAUGAUAAAGCAUGCACUAAGUAUAGUUUUAUUGCUAGAGAAAUAAAAUUGACGUGAUCUGACUUUUCCCCCAUGACGUGUCAGAACUAAAGAGACAGCAGAAAGCAUUCGUGUCUGGCCACAGUGCAGAAAGUAUUCUGCUGUGGAAAGAGAUCUAGUGUGUGGCAUCCUGUAUAACAGUGUCUUCAGUUAAAACAUGAGACUCAAGCUGCGCUCUGCUCUGUGGCCUCUUUUAACAUGUCUGGGAAAAGGUGUGGAACUGUGCAAUUCUAUGACUGCUUUUUGUGUCUAGUUACAUUGUGAUGAAAAAAAAAGUGACGUACUAUUUUCCCUGUUUCAAAGAAAAGUAUUUUUGUUUAUAGUGCGUUUUUCCUUUGGAAAUUUUUCAAUUGUACAUUUUAUUUUACUAAUAGUUGUAUUUUUCACAAGAAAAUGUGGUUUUAAUUGUUCUCUCUGUACUUCAUUGUUUUCAGUAAACCCUGUGCAGGUACACGUCACUUGCAUCAUAGAUUCUGUCUUGAAGUGGACAUUUUUGUUCAUACCCUUUAGCCAUAGUAUUACUCAGAAUAUUCAUUCGGUGCUAGAAUUAGUUUAGCUUUAUAAAUGGGACUGUGUGAAACACUGCAUUUAAUUUCAUAAAAUAAAUUUCUUACCAAACUAGCACUUGAUUUAUAACUGAUUUGUCAACAUAAAAAUUAACUAUUGCCAGGAAUAGUAGUGUGUGCCUUUAAUCCCAGCACUUGGGAGGCAGAGGCAGUCAGAUCUCUUUUGAGUUCAGGCCAACCUGAUCUACAUAGUGAACUCCAGGACAGCUAGAGCUACAUACUGAGACCUUGUCCCCCUGGUAACCCCUACUCCCAAAAUUAACUACUGAUACAGUUUGAUGGCCCAGUGGGUAUAUAGGCACUUGUAGCCAAGCUUGACAACCUGAGUUCUAAGACCCACACUGUGUAAUAAGAGAACCAACUUCUGCAAAAGUCAUGUCCCUACAUAGACACAUAUGGAUGAUCAGGCUGUAUGCAGUGUUACACACAGCUUUCCUGGCUCUCAGAACUGGAAGUGGAGUUCUCCUUUGGUGCCUUUAACCCGUAAGCACACUAGUGUAGCUUUCUUAAGUUUGAUAGCAUUUCAAGUGGUUUAGCUGAAACAGUGAAUGUAUUAAGUUCACAUGACCUUGUGUUGUUUAUUUUUGUUGCCAACAGGAUGCCUUGUUUGUGAAGAUUUAAUAGUGUCAUUCAAAACGAUCGCCUUUUUAGGAUUCUGAAGCAGUUGUAAAUCAUCAAACCUUUGUUUAUGUUACCACCAUUUAGUGCCUUACUCCCUAUCUAGAAAGCAGUGUUACUGUCCAAUGCCCAAAUAAGACAUCCUUACAACCUGGACAAACCUGUUGUCUUGACUUUGAGAACAGACAGUUCUUACACUUAAAACUUCAGGAAACUGACAAGAAUUGAAGUUAACAUGCCACUUGGUUUAAGAAUAAAACACUGUUAACACUGGGUUAAAAUGAAUAUCUGAGUUAGGCUUACAUAUUUAUUUCUGGUGAUUGUCUUAUUAAAAGCAAUAUCCUUAGCAUUUUUUACCUGCUGUUUGACUCAGUGGUACCAAGUCAUGGGAAUUUCUCUCCGUGGUCAAAUGUUCCAUUUUUUAAGGUUUUAAAAAACCUACUUUGAGAACAGAAAUGACCUAUUAAUUAGGCUUAUUUUGUGUAACGGCGAUGCUGUUGGCAAGAGAAUCAUUAGAUUUCGUUUUAUAAGCAGAGGAGAGCAAGAAGCAGCCAUAUUCCAUUCUGAUAGUAUUGACCCUGGACACAGUAUCUUUCCAAUCACCAUAGAGCUGAUACACCCCAUAUACCUUUACCUUCAUCUUGAAUUAAAGUAUAAGGUACAUGUUUGAACUUCUUUUUCAUGAAUAAAUCUCUUAAGGUUAAUAUUAUUAAGAAAUGCCCAUUUCUUUAUUUUUGUUUAAAACAGGGCCUCACAAUCUAGCCCAGGCUGGUCUAGAACUCAGUGUUUAGUCCAAGUUGGCUCCAGAUUUAUGUCAGUCCACCUGUCUUAGCCUCCAGAAUGCUGGGAUCAUAGGUGUAAGCCACCAUGCCUGGCUUUCCAUUUCCUUGUGAACUGCAGUUGCCCUCUGCCUGUUCACAGCUGUGGUCGUGUGAACCAUUUCACAUAUAGAAGAUCAGGUCCUGUGAUGCUCCCUCAAAACCCUGCUGUUCAGAUGCAGUUCACCUCUCAUUUAUUCUUAUAGCAUAGGAAGGAUCAGCCUCAGGCCUUAGAGGAAAAUAGCCACAAACCAGUCCGUUCUCUAUAGGAAGCUAAAGAAAUGUUUAGUUGGUUAGUGUUUGCCAGGGAAUUUGAAAUAUAUGCUAUAGGAAAACAUUUAGAUUGUAGACAAAGGUGAAGCACAUGUUGCCAUAAGCUAGGAAAAUGUUAAGAAAGAUUGGAUUCUCCUACCUAUAAAGAUCCUGGAGGGUUGGGGAUGUAGCUCAGUGCUUUACACUUGGCUAGCAUGUCUGAGGCCCUGGACUCCCUCCUGAACUCUCAUCCCUCAAGCACACGUAGAGGUGUGGAGUAAUUUUAUGUAAAAAUUAUUCUGUGUUGAUAUUUGUCACUACUCCAGAAAACUGGUUGCCAAAGGGGCCUCCUUGCCAUUUUGAUAUAACCUAGUUACUACUUGAUCCCUAAUAAAUCUAAAUUUAUGGUGACUUAUCACAGUAAGUUGAACUAGAAACUGUCCAUUUUCCUAUGGUUUUGCCAAAUUGCAAAUAUCAGUAAGAUAGCAAUUAAUCAUAUUUUUAAAUGUUUAAUAAAUUUUCCUAUUUUUUGAAAGUUCAAAAUUUAUUUAAAUUUCUAAAACUUGAAAAUUUAUAGGUGGGGUUACCCAUUAGGACUAUUUUCAAAGCUUCACAUUUUUAAGCUAAUUUUUUUUAAUUAAUUUACUAUUUAUUUUCCUUGAAGCAUAUAGAUUCCAACCUAUGGCUCUUAAGAUAUACCCAUACAGCUGUUUCUGUUUGUGUGUUGGUGUCCAUCACUGGUUCAAAUGAGUGGUUGAAGAAAGGGUCUACUUCCCGUUUUCCUCAGUCCCCUCUCUGGGUACUGAAUCCCCAGUGAGCUCAGCACAGGGGUUACUGAUACAGCUGCGUUUCAGGUGUAGGUAACGAAGCUUAAGUAUUUGCAGAAUGCAAUUAUUUUGGUUUGUUUUAAAUGUUUUAGUUUCAUGGAAAUGCUUUUCAAAUACAGUGAAAUAGCCCAGGAUAUGCAUUAACUCGGAUACACAGCUGUUGACAUCUGUGUUCACAAAUGCAUGUUUUUGAAAAUUACCUCUAUAAAAAAACAACUAAGGCUAAGGAUACAAAAACGUGCAUUUGUAGUCCAGAAUUUUCAGUUGGUCCAUUAUACCAUGUAUGGAAAUGUGAAAGACAAUUUUGUAUAUUUGUUACUAACUCAGAUCAUUAAAGUGAAAACAGUUUUUUAAACAAAA